CAUCCAAUCUUUUUCUAUCUGUUUCUAGUUUACAAGCGGAACAUUUACCAUCCACGUGACAAAGUUAUAGCAGUUCAUGUACCAGAGUACCAUAAACUUCAAAAUUCUCCAUGGUAUAAGCGAGGAUUCUCCCACGAAGCCGUAAUUACCGCAGACGCCGACAACCUGAGUGAAGUAUUCAAGGAAGAAUCAGGCCGAAUCCAAAAGAAUGUGGACACCAUUAAAAAAAGACUUGAUGAUGCUGGGUUGCCAGACGCCGAGGUGAAGAUCAUUGCCGGUAAACCAGGCGAAGCAAUCGUCCAUGCUUCACAAGAGGAACAGGCGCAUCUGAUCGUGACGGGUACACGAGGCCUGGGUACCAUUCGACGUACCCUCGUCGGUAGUGUUAGCGAUUAUGUGUUACACCAUGCAAACGUUCCCGUCUUGAUCUGUCGACAUAAAUCCCAUUAACUACACCAGCAGCAAGAACAACAACAACAAUGAUAACAAUAACAAUAAUAAUAAUAAUAAUAAUAAUAAUAAUAAUAAUAAUAACCACAACAACAACAAUAACAAUAUUAGUGAACAAGGGUGGGUCAAACUUCAAAUUUGAACCCGCACCCGCCUAAUGUACAAUUGUAGCUAUAAAACAGACAAUAGAGAAACAAAAAAGAAAAAAAUAUUUGGCCCUUCUUAAUUGAGGCUUCCUGUUAAUU
Octopus sinensis (East Asian common octopus) is the source of this 695-nucleotide messenger RNA. Its product is annotated as universal stress protein Slr1101. The transcript has 4 exons. The annotation marks the transcript as partial. Lineage: Eukaryota; Metazoa; Mollusca; Cephalopoda; Octopoda; Octopodidae. The record is from RefSeq and is a predicted model, not a curated record.